Messenger RNA from Protopolystoma xenopodis, 1158 nucleotides. The record is from the annotation of a GenBank genome assembly. Lineage: Eukaryota; Metazoa; Platyhelminthes; Monogenea; Polystomatidea; Polystomatidae.
GGCUGUUCUGCUGCGGUCGCCACCGGCGUCGGUCCCAAAGUCGAGCUCGUUGUCGGUCGACAAGAGGCCUGUCUCGAGCUAGACGCCACCGACGGUUCAGACGGCCACUCGACAGUCGCCUACGCGGGCUCUCCAACGCCCUGUUGCUAUCUGGACGGCCGGCUUAGCAACAUGUCCGGCUUUGUGGUACCGCAGAUCUUCAUCUCGCCUGGACCCACAGUCAAGCCGGGAGUCGGAGUCGGCGCUGGAGAAGAGGCGACCGUCGCCGGUUGCGCGUAUUCGCCUACGUCGACUGUGUCUUUGGUCGAGUUCACCUGCCAGAGGCGGACGUCGGACGCCGGCUACUCGACUCAAGAGGGACUCGCCGUCGAGAACACUCUGUCCGAAGGAGAGGAGGUGCUGGGGGUGGCGGACAAAAUUCAUCUCUUGACCGCUUCGGCAGUCGAUCUCCUCGGCUCCCCGUCCGACUCUGAGCUCGACUCCGGCGUCGGCGUUGGAGUCGGCAAACGCAGAGCCUCGUCCGCCAGUACGGCCGACGUCGAGACAAGUGAUGUACCGACCCGAUUGAUGGUGACCAUGGCGAACGUGGCUACCGGAGUCAGUGCGGCCGGUCUGCGAGGCGGCAGACCGACGGCCGGAGCGACAGUGGCCGCAUCCACCGGUACCUCCUUCCUCUACCCGCCGACGUCGUUGUCAAUGCGCAUGAGCCAUUCGGCGUCUGAUCAAUCGCAUCAGCCGACACACCGACUCGUGUUGCCGAUGGACGCUCUGCAAGUGAUAUCGAGCACCGCCAUGACGGUACCAUCGUCGCAUGAGCUCACGGUAAGCAGACGAUCCGAAGGGUGUGGAUGGGCCGAAAAAGACCGGCCCAGUGUUUCAUUGUGUCUGGCCGGUAGGCAGACGGCACCGCGAGUUGCUAGGCGGCCCCCAGACGGCAUGACAACCUCUUGUCAGAGCAAUGCAAAUCUCUCUUCGGAGGCCGGUAGACCCCGCUUCGGGUGUGCAUUUUUAUCCUAUGCACACUGUUCACUUUUAACCUCACCUGGGCACAACUUCUGCCCGGACUCGAACCGGAAGCAUAGAGCUCUAGCAAACGGAACCUCGUCGACCGAGGAAUGGGGAUAUUCUGCUCAUUGCUCCUUCUUUCAGGGCCUCUAG